GCGGAGUAAAUCAGAAUACAUACCCUGCGCAGCUCUCUCCGUUCCACCGAUCCACCAACUUCGUCAAAGUUCGCCUUCCCAGCAAGAAAGUACCACCAUGCCGGUCAAAGGGGGGGUCAAGUGCAUCAAAUACCUGCUGUUUGCCUUCAACUUCAUCUUCUGGCUCGCUGGAACAGCGGUCCUGGCAAUCGGAUUAUGGCUUCGAUUCGACAGCCAGACCAAAGCUCUGUUUGAAUCUGACCAAAAUCCCGAGAAAUUCUAUAUUGGUGUCUACAUUUUGAUUGGUGCCGGUGCUCUCAUGAUGUUGGUUGGCUUUCUGGGAUGCUGCGGUGCAAUUCAGGAAUCAGAAUGCAUGUUGGGACUGUUUUUUGUAUUCCUCCUGGUUAUCUUUGCUAUUGAAAUUGCAGCAGGCAUCUGGGGAUUCACAAAUAAGGACAAGGUCGUUGAUGAACUAAAGACAUUUUACAAGGACACGUAUGCGAAGUACAUGCUAAACAGAGAUGGUCCCUUAAAGGAAACCUUGAAAGGGAUCCAUUUUGCUAUGAAUUGCUGUGGAUUGACAGGCACAAUUGAUGCGACCCUAACGGACAUCUGCCCCAAUAAACAAGGAAUACUCAAUAUCCUCGCUGCGCGGAGCUGUCCAGAUGUAAUAGAUGAAGUUUUCACCUCCAAGUUCCAUAUCAUCGGCGCAGUAGGGAUUGGAAUUGCUGUGAUCAUGAUCUUUGGAAUGAUCUUCAGUAUGGUGCUGUGCUGUGCCAUCCGGAACAACAGAGAGAUGGUAUAAUAGAAACACAAGCGGAAAGGUCCUUCCAGAGGAGGGAUUGUACCAAGAAUUUUAGUGUUCUGAAGACAUUUUUUCUAAAAAACAAAAACUAAAAAAUAAAGUUGCCGUGCUGUGUAUUUUAUUCAUUUUAAUGAAGACUUUUUUUUUUUUUUUUUUAAAGCUUUUGUCAGUAUGUCAGAUAUAUAAACCAAUGAUACAAUGGUACACAAUUUGUUGAUAGGUUCAAAGCAUAUAUAUAUAUUGUAUAACUACAGGAGUGUACUCAGAUUUUUGUCUCCCUUUUCUUUAUAGUGGUAAUCAAGAUAUAACUUAUGUUGAACAUAAUUUGGUACAUAUUAACACAAUAAAGUUAUAUACAGUU
This is a messenger RNA of Xenopus laevis (African clawed frog), 1145 nucleotides long. It is a transcript of the gene cd9.S, whose product is annotated as CD9 protein S homeolog. Gene Ontology annotation, molecular function: integrin binding. Gene Ontology annotation, biological process: nervous system development; cell differentiation. The record is from RefSeq and is marked provisional. Gene Ontology annotation, cellular component: extracellular region; plasma membrane; membrane. NCBI's taxonomy places the organism in Eukaryota, Metazoa, Chordata, Amphibia, Anura, Pipidae.